Molecule: messenger RNA, 3144 nt
Organism: Amphibalanus amphitrite
Lineage: Eukaryota; Metazoa; Arthropoda; Thecostraca; Balanomorpha; Balanidae
Product: dynein light chain Tctex-type protein 2B-like
Exons: 7
Coding region: 1967-2413 (148 amino acids)
Biological process (GO): microtubule-based movement
Cellular component (GO): cytoplasmic dynein complex; cytoplasm
Molecular function (GO): dynein intermediate chain binding
Source: RefSeq, a predicted model, not a curated record
AGAGAGAGUAGGAGAGAGAGAGAGAGGAGAGAGAGAGAGAGACAGAGACAGACAGAUGGAGAGGGAGCGGCUCCCGAGUGCCUCCCCGAGAGAGGAAGAGAGGGGGACUGGGAGGCGGUGGGGAGGAAGGAGAGGAAGCGCCUCUGGUGUCCGUGGGUGGUGAAGGGAGCCUCUGCCCAUGCCAGUAUAGUGUGCUGUGACCUGGUUGAAGAGCGUUAGCCUUGCCUUCUGCCGGUGGUGACCGUUGGUGGUCAUGUGCCCGCAGCUGAUCACUGGUUGACCACUCUGACCAGUGACCGCUCAGCCGGACAGUGACCGUUCGUUGGCGUUUAUCCGCAGCUGAACCGCUCAGGGUCGACCUCACCAGUCCGGGGCGGGUCGCCUGCCUUCGGGUGGUCGGCUAAAGUGGCCACCGUCAACGGCAUCUCCCGGUACAGGGUCACCAGAGUCAGGGCGGCGCCGGCUCGGCCGGACGGCGGGCUCUCCAUCAACUCCACCUGGGUGACGCCCUCCUGGCAGCUGUCCGUGGACGUGACGUACCACUCGUGGGCGCGCAACGGCACCAUCACCUACCGCGCGCCGGCCAGGGUCCAGGUCACACUGGGUUCUGUGCUAGCGCGCCUACACACGGAGCUGUGUGCUGCCCGGCCGGUCAGGAGGGCCGGCUCAGACGCCACCGACCCUCCGUUCGACAUCGAGUUCCGAGCGGAGACGAUGAGCGCCAGACUGAGGUUCCUCUCCUGGCUGGAGCGGGAGGAUGUUGAGGCGCUGCGGCAGCUAACGUUAUUUCACUUUCGCCACUCCGUCUGGCGGGAGAUCUGGGCGAGAGUGAGACACAGCGUCGGAAAACAGCUUCAGAGCGUCAUCAGCGGGGAGAUACUUCCACGAAUGGCAGCCGGCGUGUGCGUCUCUGGAGACGGCCAGCGGCGGCUGAAUGGUCCAUAGAGGAAAACAGUCGCUAGAAGCCACUGAAGAGGCCACACAGAUGGUGGCGCCUACAAAACACAAAUGGUAUUCUGAAGACCCAGCAUGCAGAGUUAACAAGCCAAGGGAAACAAAUACCAAGGAAAGGGACAAGUCAAGUACGCACUUGUACAGCAAAAGUAAGCGUAGAAGGCGAAAAGGAAAAGGAAUAAUACAAGUCCUGAUAAACGGUUUCAAUGCAGUGCCCAUAUGAGAUACGAUGGUCUAAAACCUGUUAAACUCAGAGGAGACCGUAAUUUCAUUAUCAGCUCAUGUGGUCAAAUUGGCAGCGAUCAGGCAGUAAAUGAAAUGUGCGGAGGUCUAUGCACGAUACGUGAUGGGUGGGUGGCACGAAUAAGAUGCACGGUGCGUAUUCAUCUACACAGAGCAAGAGGCUGUAGAAAUAGACAACACUUCAGAUAAGAGUACCGACUCUGCACUGUACGAGUAUAUCAAAGAGCCGCAGGAAUGCAUUUGCAGAGGCGAUAAUGAGUGGAUGUUAGUUAGGUUGAUGAUCUGAUUGUUGAUAGUGUCGGGUUGAUGUAAGGUGAAGAGUUGUGUGCAAGCCAGUGAAUAUACAUAUGUUGAUCAUUAAUCUGGUGCCUGUUUUAAUCUAGGAUUGUAUGAAAAUCAGUCCGAGACAAUAGGAGACUAAAUCGACUGAUUCUGUCCGGAAGUACGAUCAGAUUUAUUUGCACGAGCUAUAAGUGAUGGCGAAAUAAUCACACUUACUCGCUACGGGCGCGUUGCACCCAGUUGCACCCAGUUGCACCACAUUUACGCGUCGCUGCUUUUACAUUUUCGCUGCUUGUUUCUAUUAUUGAAAUUUGACACUGUGAUCAUCUGCACAUGAAGUUCAUUGUUUUAUUCAUUGGUAAUAUGUUUGGAGCCUUGUCACCACCUCGCUCCAGCCUAGGAUCAAUUGAACGCUAGAAGAGUCGGGCCUCCAUAGAAGGCAGCAGGCAGCUCGCUCCGAGUGGCUGGUCAGCAGCUGGCGGCAGUCAUGGGCAGGGAGAAGGACCUCAGCACCGUGGUCGAGAUCACGCACAAAGACGUGCCGCGAGAGCUCGACGACUUCCAGCUGCAGAAACGCCAGCGCCACGAGCACUCGUACGACAUGCAGAUGGACCAGCCGACCGUGCCCGAGCCCAUCGAGCGCGUGGCCAAACGCGUCCUCGACAGACUCUUCGGAGGACAGAGCUACGAUGCCGACGAGGCGCGCCGACUGGCGGUGGCUGCCGCGGAGAAAAUAAAGGACGAGACGCUGGGGCUGGUGUCACCACGAGUCCGUCUGGUCGUUCAGGUGGUGGUAACGGAGAGCCGCGGCCAGGCGGUGCGGGCCAUCAGCCGCUGCGUCUGGGACGCUGAGAAGGACCGCUGCAUGAGGGCCGAGUUCGCCAACCAGCAGCUGCGCGCCGUCGCCUCCGUGUUCGCCAUCUACUGCGAGUGAACCGACGAUGGGGAUUUUACCGCGUAUAACCGAGCGAUGACGUUUCCCAAGAGAGACAUGGGUGGUAUGGUUAAGGAGAGUGAUGUCACUGGAAGUCCUCUAUCGAGCACUAGUGACGUGACGUCCGGCUCCGUGUCUAUUGCGAGUGACGGCAGUGAAGACUCAAUAACGACUGCCAGUGACGUCACGGCGUCCGUGCAGACUCUGGUGAGUGACGUCACCGAGAGGGCGCUGACGAGUGUCGGUGACGUCACAGGACAGUCACUGUCAAUACAGAGAGAGGCCACCGAACACUCACUGACGAUCCUGAGUGACGUCACAAACAGCCUGCUGUCGAGUGUGAGUGACGUCACGGGCAGCUACCGGACGACAGCCAGUGACGUCACGGGCGCGGCCCUCUCUAUGGUGGGUGACGUCACACGCAGGGCGGUGACGACCGUGGGUGAGGUCGCUGGCGGGUCGCCGACAGCGGGGGUCGGGGUCGGUGGUAGUCCUCCCACAGCUGAGUGGGGAGUCGCUGGACACUCACAGCCAACUGUGGGUGCCGUCACUGGACACUCACAGCCGACUGUGGGUGCCGUCACGGGGAACUCACCAACAGCUGUGAGUGGUGGAACUAAUAGUCCUCAACCAACUGCCAGUGAUGAUGCCUCAGCAGAUAUUCCUGGUGACAAACGUAGUGUUCGUUCAAUAUGAUUCAGGCAAUUAUAUAAUAACAAUGGUUCAGAAAA